Molecule: messenger RNA, 4717 nt
Organism: Stylophora pistillata
Lineage: Eukaryota; Metazoa; Cnidaria; Anthozoa; Scleractinia; Pocilloporidae
Source: RefSeq, a predicted model, not a curated record
UGGUCAAAUUCCAAUUGUCUUUUUCCAGAGAUGGUUUACAUUGGUUUUACCACCGAGAGAAUGGCGAAGUCAGGAUGUUUAUUGGGACGCCGCUCGUCAACACUGUGGCAAAACAUUACCUUGAGCGGACUGUCACGGCAAGCUUCGUGCGCUUUUGGCCCAAAGAAUGGGUUGGGAGACCCAAUAUGCGGGUUGAAUUAUACGGAUGCCAGGUGUACUCGAGAUCUGUUGAUUUCUCAAACCUGACUAGUAUGGCAGACGGUUAUCCUAAUUUUUAUACUUGCGACGGAUCUGUUUUAACGCCCUGGCACGGACGUUUGGCGAUACACAACAACUCCCAUGAUGGCCCCGGAUCAGCAUGGUGUGCAAAAAGCAAUGAAACAAACAACAACCAGUUCCUUCAAAUAGAUUUGAAAAUGACCAAAGUUAUUCAGGCCAUCGCAGUUCAAUCUCAUUUACCAGGGGACAAAUGGGUGAAAACUUUUAGCAUUAGUUCCAGUCUUGAUGGGCUGUUUUGGAAGCAAUACACAGAAUGGGGAAACGUGAAGGUAUUUAAUGGGAACACACAUCGACAUAGUUUGGUCAAAGUGAGUAUUAAAUAUAAUCUCCGUGCAAGAUAUCUUCGUUUUCACCCAAAAACCUGGAACAACCACCCUUGUUUAAGGCUGGAAGUAUUUGCUAAAGAAGACUGCAUUGAUCCCCUGGGAAUGGAGAGUGGUCAAAUAUCUGAUAAGGAUAUUACAGCGUCAAGUGCUUUGAGGGUGAAUUACGAACCUUGGCUGGCCAGGUUGCACAGUCGGCUAGGAGAAGGUGGAUGGUGUGCAGGGAGAAGCGAUGAGAAUCAAUAUUUGGAGGUUGAUUUGAAACACCCGUACCACGUGAGACGAGUAGCAACGCAAGGAAAGUAUUCAGUACACGGAUGUACUAUCCAGGACGCAUGGGUUACAAGCUACAUGAUGCAGUUCAGACGUGAUUCACUGGACUGGUGGAACUACACCGAAAAUAACGCCAUAAGGGAUUUCUCUGGAAAUAUCAAUACCACCCAUGUUGUCACUCAUCAUUUAAAGAACCCUGUCAUUGGUCGCUAUGUGAGAUUUCGUCCUAUAAACUGGUUCCGAAGAAUUUGCAUGAGGGUAGAAAUAUAUGGAUGCAAAGCUUGUUUCCAACCUUUGGGAAUGGAAGACUUCUCAAUACCGAGCAAGAACGUUGAUUCUUCUGUAGCCUCAAACAUAUACAACGUAAGACUGAACUAUGCACAAAGAAACCAGUUCGUCGGAGGGCGAGACAAAUUUAUCUUACAGAUCGACUUAGGGCAUUUUAAGACUGUCGCUGCAGUCGCUACACAAGGCAGAUAUCGUGGAUCGCAUUUUGUUAGAAUCUAUCGACUGGCGUUUAGCAGACUUGAGGGUGAAUGGUUUUAUUACAAAGAAAAUGGAGAAGUAAAGGAAAUACAAGGCAACACUAAUGCUGACGGAACAGUUCUAAAAAUCCUGCAUUAUCAAGUUGUCGCCCGUUAUGUCCGUUUUGUGGCAGUAGAGUGGGUCGAUAAUGUUUGCUUGAGGGUGGAAAUUUACGGUUGCGAAGCCUGGUCAGAUCCCCUUGGAAUAGGAUCAGGAUUAAUAAGCAAAAGCAAAAUGACCUCAUCCAGUACCUCAGGACCUGGGCAUGAGCCAUGGUUGGCAAAAUUAAAUACUGUGUUUGAUACCAUGGGCUGGUGUGCUGCCCCUUCUGAUACAUCACCUUACCUCCAGAUAAACAUGGGACGAGUUGUAUCUCUAACCCAAAUCGCGGUGACAGGAAAGAGCGGUAAAGGAAUGGUGUGGAAAUUUAAGUUUUCUUUAAGCGUCGAUGGUGGCUUCUGGCGCAUUUAUAAGACAGUCUCUGGAGAAAAGACGUUUAUAGCAGCUACAGAUUACUCACAAGCAUUCAAGUUCUCGAUAGAUUUGGAAGUUAAAGCGCAAUUUUUCAGGUUCCUCCCUGAGGAAUGGACUGAUUUGCCUUGCAUGAAUGUGGAGUUGUAUGGUUUUGAUGAAUGCACGAUGCCUCUAGGACUGACGGAGUGGAUUAUACCCAAGGAAGCCAUGACGGCAUCCAGCUCGCUUGGAACAAACUAUGCACCUUGGAUGGGAAGACUAGGUGCCAUGGAAGGUGGUGGAGCAUGGUGCGCUAAAAAUAACGACAACAUGCAGCAUCUGCAGAUUGAUCUGGGUUACGUGAGAAAAGUACGGAGUUUGCAAAUUCAAGGAAAAGAAGGAAUUAGUAGACAUCCUACUUUGGAGAGCGCAUGGGUGAAAAACUUUACUCUAUCUCAUAGCGUGGAUGGAAUAACUUGGACAGAUCAUAAAGAAGAUGGUAGUUUGAAGGUAUUUCCUGGCAAUUCUGAUCCCCACGAGGCUAGAACUGUGGUUAUGGAAGUUUCGAUUAUUGGACGCCAUUUUAGAAUUUUCCCCAAAUACUUUCAUCGUCACAUUUGUAUGCGAUUGGAGCUAUACGGAUGCCAAGCUUGUGAAAGUCCCCUUGGAAUGGAAAACCAUGACAUUCCAGACUAUGCAUUAGUCGCAAGUGGUACAUAUUAUGACCCAAUCCAUGCUCGAUUAAACAAACCAGAUUAUUUUCUUUUACCUGUAAAAAAGGACGAGUAUGUUCAGGUGGACACUGGGCCUGGAGGCAAAUCAGUGACUGCUAUAACAGUGCGAGGGAAUUUUGCUUCCUCUAAUAUUGAAUGGAUUAGCAAAUUUGUUCUAAACUACAGUAGGAGCGGGUGUGAAUUUUUCUCUUACAUGGAGGAUGGAAACAUGAAGAUUUUCCAAACUCCUUCGGAUAAUCGUUUUUAUGCUACAAGGUACCGAUUACAGCACAACAUCACAGCUAGGUACUUUCGGGUUGUGUUAAAAGACUGGAUUAACCGUCCAUUUAUUCAGUUGGAACUCUACGGCUGUGAAGCAUGUUCAAAGUCGUAUGGUAUCGGAAAUGAUCCCUUACCAGUUUCAACUUCGUCAGCUUCUAGUAGUAGGCAUGGACACAAGCCGGAAAAUGCACAAAAUUUUACUGACACAUGUUCCUGGUGCGCUGAACAGGCGAAAGGAAAUGAAAACCUCCAACUUGACUUUGGAAAGACGGUCGUAUUGACUGGUAUUGCAACAAAAGGUCACCAUAGCAACGACGAAUAUGUGUCACAAUUUGAGCUUGAAUACAGUGUGGACUGUGCUAAUUGGUUUACUUACACUCGUUCGUUCAGACUUGAAGACACGAGAACCCAACUUUCCGCGAAUGUAGACAACGCAAGUGUUCGGAAGAUUGGUUUCUUGUACGAGCUCAAAGCUCGUUAUUUGAAGAUUGUCGCUAAAGCCUGGCAUAAUGGAAUCUGCCUCCGGGUACAAGUAUUUGGUUACAAAGGUUGCGACAAAGACCUGGGCAUGGAAUCUUCACUGGUUAGCAAUAAUUCUAUAAACGCCUCCAGUUAUCUUGGUGAAGGUUACGAGCCAUGGAAUGCUCGUCAUAAUCGCCAUCAUGGAAAAGGUGCGUGGUGUGCUGGUCAAAAGGCUACGGAUGAGUUCAUUCAAGUGCAAUUCAACCAGAUUCACGUCAUUGCACGAGUUUCGUUACAGAAAAAAGAGAAAACUUCUCCUGAAGAUACAGUUGGGAAGGCCUGGGUGACCAAGUUCAUACUUGCUUAUAGCGAGGAUGGUGUCAGCUGGUCGGAGUACUCUGAUGGCAGUGGAGUUAAGGAGCUCACUGGUAACAAAAUACAUGCCCUUGCCAACACGGUGCGUGCUCAAUUUGUACGGAUCGUAGUUAAGGAAUGGUACAACCACAUCUGCCUAAGGAUGGAACUCUACGGUUGCCAAGCUUGUUUGGAGCCACUUGGAGUGGAAAACUUCCACAUUCCGGAUUCAUCCUUUUCCAGCUCUCCCAAUUAUUUGAGACUACCCAAACGGGCUCGCCUGGGAUAUUACAAAAAUGAUAUGUGGGCUGCGAGAAAUAAGAAUCUCGACCAGUUUUUACAGAUUGAUUUAGGUGAAAGGAAAACUAUUACAGCUAUCGCAACUCAAGGAAAUUCUCACACGUAUAAAGACUCUCGUUUAAGAGAGUAUUACAUACAGUACAGCGACGAUAGCUCCAACUGGCUGGACUACACAUUUGAGGGCCAACAAAAAGUAUUUGAUGGUUACAAAACGCAGGGGGCUGAUAUAAGAAGGAAGUUUUUUCCUCAGGCCAUAAAAGCGAGGUACAUCAGACUACGAGCCACUAAAUGGUACGAUUAUAUUGCCACCAAAUUGGAAAUUUACGGUUGUGAAGCUUAACCACGUGAAGUUAGAGGCCGAGAGGAAAAUAGUCAUGCUCAAUCAGUGAGACGACACUAGUAUUGUCAGAUUCUGUCACAAUGCAACAACUCUACAUUCUUGUUUUCAUUUACAACGGGAUACAUCAAUAUAGUUAAAUUCCUGAGUAUUCGAUGAAGAUAAUACUUUUAUUCGUUAGGGCACAUAAAUUACACUGACCGUGUGAAUUCUUAGGCAGGUCUGACGUUUUUGAUACCUAUGGUUACAGUGCAAAUAGGUCCAAUAAAUGUAAAUGCAGAUCCUGUACAAGAUUUUUUUUUGAUAGAAUUAAUAGACUUAAGAAUUUCUUAAUUUUCUUUGGCUGUACGGGUGCAAUAAAAAUAAGUUCCUAGACAAUCAGGGCGCUUGUAGUAUCUCAUUUUAUCAAAAAGAGA